Molecule: messenger RNA, 5781 nt
Organism: Trematomus bernacchii (emerald rockcod)
Lineage: Eukaryota; Metazoa; Chordata; Actinopteri; Perciformes; Nototheniidae
Gene: zdhhc8b
Product: zinc finger DHHC-type palmitoyltransferase 8b
Exons: 11
Coding region: 1-2262 (753 amino acids)
Biological process (GO): protein palmitoylation
Molecular function (GO): palmitoyltransferase activity
Source: RefSeq, a predicted model, not a curated record
AUGCCCAACAGCGCUGGAAAGAGAUUUAAACCCACCAAAUACAUCCCAGUAUCCACUGCUGCCACUCUCCUGGUGGGAUCGACCACUUUAUUCUUCGUUUUCACGUGCCCCUGGUUGACGAAGGUAAUCUCUCCCGCUGUGCCGCUCUACAAUGGCCUCGUCUUCCUCUUCGUGUUGGCCAACUUCAGCAUGGCAACCUUCAUGGACCCUGGCGUCUACCCCCGAGCGGACGAGGACGAGGACAAGGACGAUGAUUUCCGAGCGCCGCUCUACAAAAACGUGGAGAUCAAGGGCAUCCAGGUCCGCAUGAAGUGGUGCGCCACCUGUCACUUCUACAGGCCGCCGCGCUGCUCACACUGCAGCGUCUGUGACAACUGCGUGGAGGACUUCGACCACCACUGCCCCUGGGUGAAUAACUGCAUCGGGCGGAGGAACUACCGUUACUUCUUCCUCUUCCUGCUGUCGCUGAGCAUCCACAUGCUGGGCGUCUUCUCCUCCGGCCUCAUCUUCGUCCUCCACCACCGAGAGUCUCUGGCAGCGCUGCACACCACCGUCACUCUGGUGGUGAUGUGCAUCGCGGGGCUCUUCUUUAUUCCAGUCCUGGGGCUCACUGGCUUCCACAUGGUGCUCGUAGCCCGAGGGCGCACCACCAACGAACAGGUGACGGGGAAGUUUCGUGGAGGAGUAAAUCCCUUCACCAGAGGUUGCUGUGGCAACGUGGAUUAUGUCUUAUGCAGUCCCCUGGCACCAAGGUACAUGUUGGACCCCAAGAAAAAGCCCCAUGUCAAAAUUCAGCCCCCGUUCAUCAGACCUGACUUUUCAGAGAGACAGAUCACCAUCAAGAUCAGCGACAACGGCAUCCACAGCACCAUCAUCAGCUCCAAGUCUAAAACCAGUCUGGAUGGUCUGGAUGAGAAAGAAAUGCAGCCGCCGCUGCCGCCCAAAGCCGAGCGCUACAACCAGCUGAAGGGCCAGCUGACCUCCAGCGAAGAUAGUUCUCUCUCUGGUAAGACCCACCCUUUGACUCCAGCCAUGUACAAGUUCAGACCGUCCCUUGGCACCAUGCCGAAAGUCCACUACCACCCCGCUGGAGAGAAGAUUGUCAUGCCAGAUGAGCGGAAGACCUCGGCCAUCUUGGAAGAGGGCGUCCGCGGUCACGACUACCGAUCCGAGCCGAACCUGGACCUGCCGGAGUACACCAACGCCCCGCUCCACCGCACCUUCCAGUCCGACCCCCACCAGCUGGACUCCGACCCCCUGACCUCCCGCUCCCUCAGCCUGAAUCAGGGUCAGCGGCGUCUGGAGACGGGUCAGCCGCAGACCCUCACCUCCACCCCGUACAAGAGCGUCUUCUCCCCCAACACGCUGUCCAACCGCAACGGCAGCCUCUCCUACGACAGCCUGCUGAACCCCAGCAUCUCUCCAGCGGCCCCCCCCAGCGAGUGCCCGUCCCACCGCGGGAUCCCCUCCAGCGGCUUCCACUCGCCCUACCUGCCCACCAAAAUGUGCCACAUCCGGGAAACGGACAUGCAGAGGCACCAGGUUUCCUCCGCCUACAGUCCGGUGAUGCACCAAAGAGCGGUGGGCCGGCAGCCCUCCCCUCACCUGCGGGACCGCGACCCGUCCCCCGUGCGCUACGACAACCUCUCCCAGACCAUCAUGGCCUCCAUCCAGGAGCGGAAGGACAUGGAGGAGCGGGAGAAACGGCAGAUUAUUCACGGGCGCUCUCAGACCCACAUCUACGCCCAGGACUCUGGCGUGUUUGACGGGGGUUACGGUUUACCCCCGAGUGUUUGCUACCCGGACGGGCCUCGUGGCUCCGUCUCCAGAGGCCCCACACCUCCCGCCUACGGAGGGUCCCGGGACAACCUGAUGGGGGUCGGGCUGGUGAGUUAUGGGCAGCGAGCCCCAGCGUUACGCUCCACGCUGGGCCGCGCCCCCAGGACUUCCUCCACCUCCCUCCACACGGAUCACAGUAGCAGCAACAGCAGCCAGAGCAGGGCCGCCCCCCCCGAGGGUCUCUACCGCUCCCCGGCCCACCAACCCCACUCCCCCGCCAUGCCCCGAUCCCCCUCCUACUCCCACCAAAAACUCUCCUACAUCAGUGCCCUAGAGAGGACAGACUCCCCUCGUCUGGGGGGCCCAAGAGAGGCCAUGAAAGUAAACGGGCAGAUGGACUGUCCCACCCUGAGCCCCAGCCGUCACAGUAACGUCAAAAAGGUGACGGGUGUAGGAGGCACCACGUAUGAGAUAUCAGUGUGAGACGAUCCACCUCCAACGACCGCCCUCAAUAUCUCAAUAACAUGGGGCAACAGUUAUUGUCCAAUCAGAGGAUCUGUCUGCCCUUCUGUGGGUCCGUCUAGCCAAAUGCCUGUGUGUGUGUGUGUGUGAGGGGUUGUUUGUCAGAUACAGUGUGUGUAAGGAGUGUUUUGUUGUUAACAUUUUGUGGCGCAUCAUCUUGGUGGUUAAAAGUGGACUGUUAAUGUUAUUACUGUUGUCUCUGAGCUGUGGUCAUGGAGCGAAUGUUGAUCCGAAUGUCUCACAAACUUUGCUGAAGGCUGAACAAAAACCCACGAUUCAACACCGACAUCCCGACCAUGGAGCUCUGUGAGAAAACACAUUUUUUUUCUGAGUGGAUUGACCUCAAGGUGCUUCACAUUAACGUGUACUUUUCAUGCCUUCUCCAGAGUAUUAGUAUUAUUUGAGAAGUGAUGGAGGAGGGGUCAUUUAGAUCAGCACCUCAUGCAUAGACACAAGUGAUGAAUAUCUCAGAAAGGGGGAUAUCGAGAAAGGGAAGUCGUAUCAUAUCAUGUCUGGUGGUUGCAAUCAAAAUCCAUUGAGAUUUAGCAUAUAGAGUGGUGCAGUGAUGACAUGUGUUGUAGGCUAACCCAGAAGUUAGCAUCGCAAGGGGUCCCUGGAUAAGGGGAUUGCUCCAUUGGAUUCAAGUUUGUUGCAGAAAAUACGAUCUAUGGCAAACACACAUUUAUGAUACUUUACACGUGUUGUUUAGCAGGGUCAUCGCCACAUAUUAACACCACUUGACGAUCAUAUGGCUGUUGCAUGGCUGUGCAUUACCUGUGCUAAGCUAAAGGAUGACGCAAGAUUACGUUUAGUAGUUUAUAUCGUCACUUGUUGACAUCUGCAGGGGGUAUUUAUUUACUGAUGUAUUUUAUGUUUUGAACGUCUCUUCAGCUUGUGUUGACUACAGACCUUAUUUCAGCGGUCAAACCAAAAACACUUUCAAAAUGGCUAACUUGGAGACCAGGAAGUUUUAAAAUACUAACUAAUUUCCGUGUUUUAGGACUCAUUCCUGCACCACUCUUGAUUACACAGCUAAAUUGAAUACUUGAUUCUGAUUGGUCAAUUUGGACAUUCAACAGUCUGUUCUUUUUCGAUAGCAGACUGCUGCUCUGAUGAAGGGACUAUGUGCAGUCGUAUUCAUCUGCGGGAAGAAGCCCGGUCAAUUUUACGUCAGUUGUUGCAAAAAAAAAAAAAAAUUAGUGUCCCGCCUUCACAAAAAACACUGUGGAAUACUAUUUGAAUAUUACAUUUUAUAUUUGUGGUUAGCACAACACUUUGGAUCCAUGAUGACUAAAUUGUUCCACGUAAAUGCAACAGAACAAAAGCAAGAAAACUAAAUCUAUAGUGCGAGUCAAAUUGUUGAUUUCUUUAGUGAGCAGCCGUGUACUAAGCUGGAUAAUGGGCAACCUGUCUCAUAUAUGACUGGCUCAUUGCAUUUAAUUCCUGACAUGGUUCAUUUCAUCAAAAUUAAGUUUCUCAGGACUGAAUGCAACCAGCAGAGAUGCUACAUGAUAGGGUUUGAUUAUACUAGCCCCUUGUAUUCCCUUCUUAAAGGUGCAGUACAUCGUCCUCUGUUUGUUUUAGUGGAGUUCAGUCGGGUGAUUUCAACACGACACGAGUGCAGGACGGAUAGAUUCUGUUCUGAAAGAUAACAUUACCUCAUCACAAGAGUCAGAACGAGUCCAGCCUUGCACAACCAAAACGAUUUUCUGUUUUCUGUCUGAAGAAAAAAUAAGAAAUUGUGUUUAGUUUGUUAGUUGUUUAUGUUAUAAUCAUAGGAAUGGAAAGAGGUGUACAAGCCAUCGUCCCAUGUAGUGAAAUGAAGAUAACUGGUUGCUUAUUCAUUAUUCUGUUUCUAUUUUUUUUUUUAUGGGUUUGUUUCAUUUUUAUAUAGCCAACCUUUCAAAAGCUAUGUUUGAUACAUCUUUUUUUAUACACUUUACUAAGCCUGGAAUGGAUGUUUUUAUUUUGAGUGGAGUUUUUUUUUCUUAAUAAAUUAUAAAUUCAGUAAAUAAAUGAAGUCAUUAUAAGAAGAAAAGUCAAUGUUCUGCCUUGAAGUGUAUAAGAAAGGAUUAUGAAAUGUUAUUACAGGAUAAGUGAUGUGAGGAAGGGAAAUGUGUGCACAUAUUGGGCUUUUAAUUGAAGAUGCCUUGAGAUUUCAGUGCCAAAAAGUGACUACACACCCCCUUAAUUUCUCAAAGACGGUGAAUGGGUGACAUCAGGAAGACUGAAAAUGUCAAAUGAAUUUGCAGCAGCUGUCUGGUACAGCUCCAGUAUCUCCUGCUACUCAGAGAUACAAAACCUUUCUCUUUUGUUGCUUUAAAGUCUAAAAUGUUUUAUUAAUUUUUACCAUUAAACAGACUAGUAUUAUGUAAGUGGAAGGUUUUAAUUUGCAUGAACUGAAUAUGAAAGAAUAAGCCAGAAUUGACAUGGAUGUUGGAAGUGGUGGAUUUGGUCCGACUGCAAUUUGCAUGACAAAUAAACCAUUGUUGCCUUUUGAGAAGAUAACGCAUUACUGGUUGAAAACUAUUGUACACUAUGGGGCAAUGAAUUACCGUUAGUGUUAUGUAUCAAGCAGUAAAUGGAGCUAAAUAGGACUGGGUAACAUUUAAAGGGACAGUUCAGCACAAAAUCUAAAAUAUGAAUUAAUAUCCUCUUACUUGUUAUGCUAUUUAUCAAUUAAGAUGGUUUGGAUUUACAUUAUAUGCGAGAGAAGGCCGAUAUUUUCAUAGCCAUUUCUCACGACAAGACAAUCUAAAUUGAUAAAUGGCACUACAGGUAAAAGGAAAAUAUGAAUUUGGCGGUGUACUGUCCCUUUAAGAGCGGAUGGUUCUGGAGGAAAGGCGGAUGUACACGGUAAAGGAAAUUGAAUCACUUUUUCAAGAAUAUGUUUUCUUCCCGUUUCUGGUGCAUUCAUCCUUUCCUUUGUCCAGAGAUCAGGGUGCAAAGGUCAAUAACUGAGGUAGUGAGUGUUCCCCCUACUAAGGUCUCACCCAGCUGCCUUACCAUGAACACAGUAAUGUUGAGAAACAGGAUAAUAAUCUAUAUAAGUCAUGUAUUUUUGAAUUGUUGUGAGGCUGAAGUUUGAAAGGAUGUUUUUUGGGGAGAUCUGAUGGGUUUUUUGUCGGUGAAACUGCAAACUGGAUCGUAAUGAAAUACCUGAGUUUCUGAAAAUAAGAGUCUAUCACAAACACAUAUCGAAACACGAUCGAUGUCAUUCCUCUUUAAGAUGACUGCCAUUAGUCCAACGUUCUUUUAUUUGGGGAUGGACAUCGCUGCAGGUCAGGGAGCAUUCCUGACAGUCAGAAAAAAGUAAUCUGUUUCAUUUAUCAGCCGCGAGUUGAUGUGUUUUCUGAAGCUCAAAUAGAAAGAUCAUUAUGUAUUAAAAUAUAGAAUAUACUAUAAAUGUAAAUGCGUUCCUAUUUUUGUGAAGAGGAAAUAUUUCCCAAUGAGCAGAGUAAAUAAAAGUGUUCAACUCUU